This is a messenger RNA of Podarcis muralis (Common wall lizard), 2206 nucleotides long. It is a transcript of the gene ALAS1, whose product is annotated as 5'-aminolevulinate synthase 1. Gene Ontology annotation, biological process: heme biosynthetic process; hemoglobin biosynthetic process; erythrocyte development. Gene Ontology annotation, molecular function: pyridoxal phosphate binding; 5-aminolevulinate synthase activity. NCBI's taxonomy places the organism in Eukaryota, Metazoa, Chordata, Lepidosauria, Squamata, Lacertidae. Gene Ontology annotation, cellular component: mitochondrion; mitochondrial matrix. The record is from RefSeq and is a predicted model, not a curated record.
GUCUUCGGGUGCGCGUGCGCGGUGGUGCCCCUUUGCUUUCGACUAUAUAGGCGGCGGCGGCCGGAGCUGGGUUGACACUGAGCGGAAAGAGCUGGAAGGCGAGGGUUGGAGGGACGCUAAUUGACGGCAAGACUUUUGAAAACUCUUGAAAAAUGGAAGCUGUUGUUCGCCGCUGCCCCUUCCUGUCAAGGGUAUCCCAGGCUUUCCUGCAAAAGGCUGGCAAAUCCCUUCUUUUCUAUGCCCAAAACUGCCCUAAAAUGAUGGAAGUUGCGACUAAGCCUGCUUCACGUGCCCUGAGUACUUCAUCUGCUCACUGUCAGCAAACUGAAGAAACCACUUCUACUAGUGAGAAGGCCAAAAAUUCACCAGAUGUGGCCCAACGAAACAUAAGCAGAUCCCAACUUCCAUUGAGCCACCCACCUGCCGCUAGCCAGAGUGCUAGCCAAGCCACUGUGACUAAAUGCCCAUUCUUGGCAGCUCAGAUGAACGAAGGGAACAGCAGUGUUUUCCGCAAAGCUAGCCUGGAACUCCAGGAGGAUGUGGAAGAAAUGCAAGCAGUAAGAAAAGAAUUUGCCAAAACACCAGAAAGUACUGUUGCGGUAAACACUAAGAUGGAUGGGGGAAAGCCAAAUGAUGGCUUGCUGAAGAAAUUCCAAGAUAUGAUGUUGAAACAGAGACCAGAAAGGGUGUCUCAUCUGCUUCAGGAGAACUUACCGAAAUCUGUUUCUACUUUCCAGUAUGAUCAGUUCUUUGAGAAACAAAUUGAUGAGAAAAGAAAAGAUCAUACAUACCGUGUGUUCAAAACUGUGAACCGAAGAGCCCAGGUUUUUCCCAUGGCAGAUGACUAUUCAGAAUCCCAUAGCAGCAAGAAAGAGGUGUCUGUCUGGUGCAGCAAUGAUUAUCUUGGGAUGAGUCGUCAUCCUAGAGUUUGUGGAGCUGUUAUGGAAACACUGAAACAGCAUGGUGCGGGAGCAGGAGGCACCAGGAAUAUAUCAGGAACCAGUAAAUUCCAUGUUGAUCUUGAGAAAGAAUUGGCUGAUCUCCAUGGAAAAGAUGCUGCUCUGUUGUUCUCUUCUUGCUUUGUAGCAAAUGAUUCAACACUCUUCACACUAGCCAAAAUGUUGCCAGGUUGUGAAAUUUACUCGGAUGCAGGAAACCACGCUUCUAUGAUUCAGGGGAUUCGAAACAGCAGAGUGCCAAAGCACAUUUUUCGCCAUAACGAUGUUGGCCAUCUCCGAGAACUGUUGAAAAAAUCAGAUCCAUCUACUCCCAAAAUUGUUGCAUUUGAAACUGUUCACUCAAUGGAUGGUGCAGUCUGCCCGUUGGAAGAGCUUUGUGAUGUGGCUCAUGAACAUGGGGCAAUCACCUUUGUAGAUGAAGUACAUGCCGUUGGGCUGUAUGGAACUCACGGUGGAGGCAUUGGAGACAGAGAUGGGGUCAUGAACAAAAUGGAUAUCAUCUCUGGAACGCUGGGGAAAGCCUUUGGCUGUGUAGGGGGUUACGUGGCCAGUACAAGUUCUCUGAUAGACACUGUCCGUUCCUAUGCUGCUGGCUUUAUUUUUACAACGUCCCUGCCCCCCAUGCUCUUAGCUGGCGCUCUCGAGUCUGUGAGAAUCCUCAAAAGUGCAGAGGGGCAAGUCCUUCGCCGCCAACAUCAACGCAAUGUUAAACUCAUGAGACAGAUGCUGAUGGAUACUGGCUUCCCUGUAGUGCACUGUCCCAGUCACAUCAUUCCUAUCAGGGUUUCAGAUGCUGCUAAAAAUACUGAGAUCUGUGACAAAAUGAUGAGCCAGCAUAGCAUCUACGUCCAAGCGAUAAACUACCCCACUGUGCCACGUGGGGAAGAGCUGCUACGUAUUGCCCCUACCCCACAUCAUACACCACAAAUGAUGAACUAUUUUAUUGAGAAUCUGUUAGCUACUUGGAAGGAAGUUGGCUUGGAGCUGAAGCCACACUCCUCUGCUGAAUGCAACUUCUGCAGGCGACCCCUUCACUUUGAAGUAAUGAGUGAAAGGGAAAGAUCCUACUUCAGUGGAAUGAGCAAACUUGUGUCAGCGACUGCAUAAAGCAAACUAUAGUCCUAUCUAUGUCUAGUUGUCUAGUGUUCAAAUGUUCACUGUAGCCUCUUUCCUGCAUAUGACAUGCAUUUUAUUCCGUAGCUUAAGAACAGAAUUCCUGAAAAUAAAUUUUCAGAUGGUGUAUACUA